This is a messenger RNA of Spirodela intermedia, 1187 nucleotides long. NCBI's taxonomy places the organism in Eukaryota, Viridiplantae, Streptophyta, Magnoliopsida, Alismatales, Araceae. The record is from the annotation of a GenBank genome assembly.
AUGGCUCAAAAAAACAUGCAGAAACCUUUCUUUUUCCGGAAAUUAUAGCACCAGGUUAUUUAUUCAUGAUUUAUCCCUUGAUGGCGACUAUGGGUGCGCGAGGGCGACUAAUUCAUCUCUUUCUCUACACCCAGUCAACCUAGAAGUGCCCGUUUUGCCAAGGGAAGAUCGGUGUCGGAAAGUCUACUCUCCCUUUAACUGUACUUAUGGGAGUUUAGUGCGUAAAUCAAUGCUGUGACAUCAUACAAAUGGUGGGGGCGGAGAAGCUAUGCCACAAGUUCGAGCGACGUGAAGGCCCGAUGCGGCCUAUUUAAGAGAAUGCUCUCGUAGUCUAGAGCUUGCGCCAUUUCUCAAUCAUGGAGAGCUGCUCUUCAGCUUUGUCAAGGGUUUUCCUUCCAGGUGUCUCCCACCGCCGAAGGAGCCCUGGGGAACUACCGAAUGGGUUCCGUCGAAACCGGUGCUCUUCUCUCCCUUCGUUCACCGAGGAAUCCUACGCGGCUCCCGACCUUUCCGAUGUCCCAAGCACGAAGGAGACGAAGGGACAACAGUGGAGCCGGUCCCUGUGCGAUGUCCUGGAGAAUGCCGUCGACAGGCACUUCAAUCGGUACCCUCUACAUACGUCGGUCGACCCCGCGCUGUUGCUGGUCGGAAACUUCGUCCCCGUUGACGAGAUGCCGCCCACCCCGUGUCCCAUCGUCAAGGGGAGCAUCCCCGAGUGCCUCCGCGGCGGCGCUUACAUCCACAAUGGCCCCAAUCCAAGGCAGUAUCCCCGCGAUCCACACCAUCUCUUCGAUGGGGACGGGAUGCUCCACUCUCUCCUCCUUCCUCGGGGUGACUCCGACGGCUCCCACGCGGUUCUCUGCAGCCGCUACUCCAGAACCGAAAUAUUCGGUCUUGGGGGUCUCCGUGGCACCGCCAGGGUCGGUGUAGUCCUAAAUAGAGUUCUCGCCGGGCAGAUGGACCCCACUGAGGGCAUGGGUCCGGCCAGGACCAGCGUCUCCUUCUUCUUGGAAAACAUCUUCGUGCUAGGUGAGGCCGACCGACCCUUUACCGUCUACCUGUCUCCCGAGGACGGCGACCUACUGUCGAAGGAGCGGAGGGACCUCGGCGGGAAGCUGGCGAAAGGCGGGUCGGUCAACCAUAAGCAGGACCGGGGAUCCGGCGAGAUCUUCACAAAACAAGAUUAG